AUGUUUUUAUCACAACUGCAUUUGAUCAUCACUGUAUACGUACUGGCACUCGUUGCUCCCAACCUCGUCGCCUCUCUUGCCAUUUCAAGCAACCCAACUAUAAUUCCAGCAACUCUCCCCCUCACCAGCCCAGCCCAUACUCUCGCACCACGUGCAACAACCUGCGGAACCGGUUACUGCCCACAGGGCUCGACCUGUUGCAGCAACAACACCUGUUGUCCCUCCAGUACGCUAUGUACUCGUACUCCCUCUAAUGUAGUCGGCUGCUGUCCCGUCGGCACCGUCUGUGACGGCACCCCGGCGGGCUAUGGCGAGGCAGUAGAUGGAGGGAGCAUGUUAACCAGCAAUCAACCGGAAAGUCAGGAUGAGGGCAAUGUUGCCUCACUGGGGGACGAGAACGGGAAUACGAACCAGACGACGGCCAGUAACACUGUUGACAAUGUGAACACUGAUGCAGCGGAGAAUGGCAAUGGUACAACUACCAGCGAGGUCCGCGUCAACGCUGCUGAUAGCACUGCCACCGCUGUUGCUGCCGGGACAACUGCUGCUGCCGCACCAGAUGUAGGGGCAACCACAAUAAUUGGCGCUGUCGCUGGCGGGAUUGUGGGGUGGAUGGCGCUGUGCGCAGGGUUGUUUUGGCUUCACAAGAGGUAUAGGGCCAGUCACCCAAAGACCAAAGAGAGAGCAUUGCCACCACCUCCGGCGGCGGGGGUGGGAAGAAUGGCGUUCCCGCAAGGAUUUGUUAGGAUUGAGGAUGCUGCGAGCGAAGUCGGGGUUGGUGGGAAAGCACCGAGGCCAUAUACAACGGUUUAUGGACCAGGGGCCAGGGCCUAG
Morchella sextelata is the source of this 834-nucleotide messenger RNA. RefSeq lists its product as uncharacterized. The coding region runs from base 1 to 834 and encodes 277 amino acids. Lineage: Eukaryota; Fungi; Ascomycota; Pezizomycetes; Pezizales; Morchellaceae. The transcript has a single exon. The record is from RefSeq and is a predicted model, not a curated record.